This is a messenger RNA of Penicillium salamii, 726 nucleotides long. The record is from the annotation of a GenBank genome assembly. NCBI's taxonomy places the organism in Eukaryota, Fungi, Ascomycota, Eurotiomycetes, Eurotiales, Aspergillaceae.
AUGCGUUUCCAAUCUGUCGCUAUUUUGACCGGCGCUACCGCUGUCGCUGCUGGCAACACUGCCAACCUUCUGCUGCCCGGUUUCGGUGGUCAGGAUCUGCAAGCUGGUGUCGUCGAGACCAAUGGUGACGCGACUACCUACAAGAUUACCUGCCCCCAGACCGUCUCUGCUGGCGCCUGCGGUAUCGCUGGCGAGGGCCUGACUGCCAUCGCUGCCCCUACUUCCAUGCAACUGCAGAACAUUAACUUGCAGGGAACCACUGGAACCCUGUCCUGCAACAUCGCUGGCACCACCUACGCCUCCUGCCAGGCCUCUGCUGGCACCGCGACUCCUUCGGGAACUCUUGGCUCUGCUGAUAUGAACUGGAUGCCCGUGACCGUCACUGGUCCCUGCUCCACCAGCACCCCAACCCCUACGUCGACUCCUACGCCGACUUCCACCCCGACUGCCACUGCUACCCCUACUAGCACUGUUGUCACCACCUCCUCUUCCACCAUGUCAAGCGCCAUGUCUUCCCCCAAGAAGUCAUCCUCGGCCGUCGCUUCUUCUUCUUCCCAAUUGAUCACCUCCACCCCUCUGGUGGCAGCUCCCACCACUGGAGCCGUGAUCUCUGGAACCGGCGCCCCCGUCGCUUCCUCCACUGCCUUCAACGCUGCCGGUCAGGUCGCCAGCAGCUUCUGGACUGUCGGUGGUGCCUUCGUGGCUUUGGCCUGCGCUUUCGCUUAG